ACUUAUCUUUAUUUUAAAAUGCCAAGAGACACUACUAAAAUAAGUAUUCGAGUGUAUAAUGAACAUUUGUGAAUAUGUAUUAUUCAGGAAAAAAAUAAAAAAAAUUGUUAGUUUAACACAUUAAAAUAUAAGAAGCCCAAAAAUAACAAUCACACAACGAAGUCGGGUUAAAAAUUUGCCUAUAUAUAUUUUUGUAAACAAAAUCACUCCAAACCUUUGUUUAUAAAUUGGUUCAAGUAGGCUCAAGGCAGCUGGGCCAUUUCUUUCUGUAGGACUUGGGAGACCCAGCUUGACCAAUUGCAAUUUAGGUCUCCCGCGUUGGUCCUUCAUUCUCUUUAGCGCGGGAAAAUGCUUAGGCGCUUAUAUACACCUAUAUUAUAUAUAUAUAUAUAUAUAUAUAUAUAUAUCAGUAUAUGCAUAUAAAUGUAUGAAAUUGCAGUGAUAUGGGCACUGUUAUAGCCGUCGAUGGAGGCAAAGACAGGAACGAAAAACAGAGAAGAAGAACAAUGCGAACCCAAAUUCCCAGCAUUCCCAUUCAAACCCUACUCGAUUCAGAUCGAUUUCAUGAACGCUCUCUAUCAAUCCCUCGAUAAAGGAGGCAUUGCCAUGCUCGAAAGCCCUACUGGGACUGGCAAAACCCUUAGUAUAAUUUGCAGUGCCUUACAGUGGCUUGUUGAUCAGAAGAGACAACAGAAUUGCGAGACGAUAGAUGUUUCUAAUCAUAAUCAUCAAUCUGGUUCAGAAGAUGAACCUGACUGGAUGAGGAACUUUGCUGUAAACAAUGAUAUUCAAGAAGAGAAAAAGAAGGUGAAGAAGAAGAAGAAGAAGAAACCAGGGCUUGGGUUGGACAAACUCGAUAAGAAAAGAAAUCAAGGAUGUUCUGGAAUAUGGAAAGAAGAUGGGUUCUAUAACAAGAUUGACAACAGGAGUUUAAGGACUAAAACUGAAGCAGGGGAGUUGGAUGAUGAAGAUUUUUUAAUUGAGGAAUAUGAAAGUGAGGAGGAAGGUGGUGAUGGAGGUGUGCAAUCUAAGAGGAAGGCUGGUGUAGUUUCCACUAGUUCGUCAAGUGAUGAGGAAGAGGAAGAAGAUGAAUUUGAUGAUGAUGAGGAAGAGGCAAAUUUGAAGAUCUAUUUCUGCAGUCGGACCCAUUCACAGCUUUCUCAGUUCAUAAAGGAGUUGAGAAAGACUGGUUUUGCUAGUGAGCUGAAGGUUCUAUGUCUGGGCUCGAGGAAGAAUUUGUGCAUCAAUGAAGAGGUUUUGAAGCUUAGGAGCUCGAUUCACAUCAAUGAACGGUGCUUGGAGCUUCAAAAGAACAAGAAAAAAAACAUUUCUAAAAUGGAGAAUUUAGGUUCUGGAAGGAGAAUACGAAGGACUAAGGCUUCUGGAUGCCCAAUGCUUCAAAAACAUAAGCUGCAGAAACAGUUUAAGAGCAAGAUUUAUCAACAGGAAGCCAUGGAUAUUGAAGACCUUGUUGGCCUUGGAAGCAAGAUAGGAACUUGUCCUUAUUAUGGUUCCCGAAGCAUAGUCUCAGCAGCUGACCUUGUGGUUCUUCCCUAUCAGUCUCUUCUUUCAAAAUCAUCACGUGAAUCGCUUGGUUUAAAUCUAAAGGAUAACAUUGUUAUAGUAGACGAGGCUCACAAUCUGGCUGACUCUCUUAUCAGCAUGUAUGACUCGAAAAUUAAUUUGUCUCAGUUGGAGAAUGUGUAUUCCCACUUAGGGAGAUACUUCGAACGAUUUCGCAACCUCUUAGGAUCUGGCAAUAGAAGAUAUAUUCAAACUCUAAUGGUCCUCACUCGGGCUUUUCUCCAAAUUCUAAAUAGUGAAAGCAAAGCAAGUUGUGCUGAUCCUUUCUUUGAUGAUGAUGAAGCUUCAGGAGCAAAAGGUCCCCAUGAGUAUUCUAUGGCCAUCAACGAAUUCUUAUUUUCUCUCAAUAUUGACAACAUAAACUUGGUCAAAUUGUUACAAUAUCUAAAGGAAAGCAAUAUCAUCCACAAGGUCAGUGGGUAUGGAGAUAAAGCUGCUAGCUUGCAAAAACGUUCAACACUAGGAGAUUGUGGGGAAAACAGUGAGGAAGGAAGCACUUUAUCUGGUUUUCGAGCAUUAGCUGAUAUGUUGCUGUCAUUGACAAAUAAUGAUGGUGAUGGUCGAAUAAUAAUCUCAAGAACAAAACCAUCUUGUUCUGGACAACAAGGAGGAUACCUUAAGUAUGUCAUGCUCACGGGGGAAAAGAUCUUUUCUGAGAUUGUUGAUCAAGCUCAUGCUGUCAUAUUGGCUGGGGGAACUCUACAACCCAUAGAGGAAACAAGGGAGCGCCUCUUUCCAUGGCUACCAUCAGAUCAAUUGCAUUUCUUUUCAUGUAGUCAUAUAGUCCCCCCUGAAAGUGUUUUGCCAGUUGCUGUUUCUUGUGGGCCCUCUGGCCAGUCCUUUGAUUUUAGCUACAGCUCCAGAAGCUCAUUAAUUAUGAUAGAGGAGCUUGGUCUUCUGAUUUGCAAUUUGGUGACAGUGGUUCCUGAAGGACUUGUCAUGUUCUUCUCUUCAUUUGAUUAUGAAGGGCAGGUCUAUGAUUCAUGGAAGGCUUCAGGUAUCCUUGCGAGGAUUAUGAAGAAAAAGAAGGUACUCAGGGAGCCUAGAAGAAACACAGAUGUGGAAGGGGUCCUCAAGGAAUAUAAGGAGACGAUUGAUGCAUUGUCUAGUGGGGAUCUAAAAAAUCCGGCACCUCACAAUGGUGCUAUUCUCCUUGCUGUGGUGGGUGGGAAGAUAUCAGAAGGUAUCAACUUCAGUGAUGGGAUGGGUCGAUGCAUAGUCAUGGUUGGACUGCCAUACCCUAGCCCAUCUGACAUUGAGUUGAUGGAGAGGGUGAAGCAUAUUGAUGGUCUCGGAGAUACAACAUCAAGUAAAACCCCCAAAUGUUUGAGCAGUAAUGGAUCUUACAAUGGAGAUUUUCAAGUUGGAUUUCAUAUCCUAAGAAGUUGCAAGCGUCGAGGAAAAGAGUAUUAUGAAAAUCUUUGCAUGAAAGCUGUAAACCAAUCAAUUGGUAGAGCAAUUCGACAUAUAAAUGAUUAUGCAGCAAUCUUGUUAGUUGAUGCACGAUAUGCAUCUGAUUCCUCGAAAAGAAGCUUUUGUCACCCUACCAACAAACUCCCCCAGUGGAUUAAAGGUCAACUCGUUUCUUUGACCAAGAACUAUGGAGAAGUCCAUCGGCUACUGCAUCAAUUCUUCAAAUUCAACAAAAUGAGAGGUCAGUAGAGUGCCUUCAAUGGAGCAUUUCAAUGUAUUAUACUACGGAGAAGUCCAUUGGCUAUUGCAUCAAUUCUUCAAUUUCAACAAAAUGAGAGGUUAAUAGAGUGUCUUCAAUGGAUCAUUUCAAUGUAAUUAUACAGUCACAGAUCAACGAACACUACACUGAAGUCUGCUUGGAGCAAUUCUAGGAAGAUAGCAGCAGUUCAAGGAAAACGAAAUAAUGUAGUUGCAAAGCAAUUGUGGCAUUGAUUUAAACAGUACAGUAAUGAAGAAUAGACUCUAUUACUGUUAAUGCAGCACAUAUAAUUUUAGAUCUGCUUUGUGGCAUUGUACACCAGCAAGUAUUACUAUUAAU
This is a messenger RNA of Cornus florida, 3595 nucleotides long. RefSeq lists its product as uncharacterized. Gene Ontology annotation, cellular component: nucleus. Gene Ontology annotation, molecular function: hydrolase activity, acting on acid anhydrides, in phosphorus-containing anhydrides; DNA helicase activity; DNA binding. NCBI's taxonomy places the organism in Eukaryota, Viridiplantae, Streptophyta, Magnoliopsida, Cornales, Cornaceae. Gene Ontology annotation, biological process: nucleobase-containing compound metabolic process; establishment of sister chromatid cohesion. The record is from RefSeq and is a predicted model, not a curated record. Bases 466 to 3246 code for a protein of 926 amino acids. The transcript is spliced from 9 exons.